Molecule: messenger RNA, 716 nt
Organism: Solanum lycopersicum (tomato)
Lineage: Eukaryota; Viridiplantae; Streptophyta; Magnoliopsida; Solanales; Solanaceae
Source: RefSeq, a predicted model, not a curated record
UCUCCUUAUAACUCUCUCUUUUCCCAUAAAUAUUACUCAAUUCUUCUCCUCUCUCUUUCACCAAAAAAAAAAUGAAGAAAAUCUCCAUUACUCUCUUAGCUCUAUUGCUCAUCAUAACAUUCAAUUCCACCAUUGCUACAAGACACAUUCACCCGAAUAAACACGGGGUUGGAAAAACAAAGAAAGGCAGUGGCGAAGUCAGAAAUAAUAACGGUGGCGAUGUGGGUUUUGGUGGGAUAUUUGGGCCUGGUGGAGGGUUUAAUAUUCCUGGGCUUGGUGGUGGAGUAUUUGGUGGUGGAUUUGGAGGCCCAAAAGGUGGAUAUGGAAAAGGUGGAGUCAUAAGGUCUAGUGUUGUGUGUAAAGUAAAAGGCCCAUGUUUUGGUAUGAAAUUAAUAUGUCCAGCAAAAUGUUAUAAAUCAUAUUCUAGUGCUGGAAAAGGUUAUGGUUUUGGUGGUGGAUCUGGUGGAUGUACUAUGGAUUGCAAGAAGAAAUGUCUUGCUUAUUGUUAACCCCACCCCACCCAAAAAAAAAAUAAAAUAUACCUAAGUAAGUUAUUUGUUAUAUUUAUAUUACUUAUAAUAUGUGUUGUUUGGUUGUAUUUGUUUUGUCAUGUGGAACAAUAUAUUAUGUUAGCUAAGUUCUACAUUUUUAUGAUACAAGUAAUAGAAUUCAUGGUGAAAAAUUCAUGUUUGGGAUUGAGAUGUUACUUUGAUUUA